AUGGUACAUAAUGAAGAUUUGGGUAGCUACAACAAUAAUGAAAUGAUCGAACCUAUGAGUGAUAUUUUUAUCAGUCAUUACUUGGCAUUUUUUUUUCCUGUGAUGUACACAUCAAACAAAAAAUACGAUUACUCUACAUACGAAGAUAAUGUUUUUGAUAUGUUCGAGUGUUUACUAUAUUUUGAUAAAAAUUAUACAGCGGCUCUUCGACGGCGAAUCGAAAGGAAAAUAAAAAACAACAUUGAUUUUGAAAACAGUCAAAUAAUAAUCACAAUGAACAUGACCGACGGGCGAACAGCUGCUGUUGUAAAAGAUCAACUAAUGAAACUCUAUAAAGAAUUCCUAUCGGACUACUCGCAUAAUAUGCUGACAGAAUACGUUACGGACAUCAAUGACGAUUCUAUUAAGUACAAUACAGUGAAGUACGACGAUGAUUACGAAUAUCCUAUUUAUGGACGAUUCGUAAAUUCAGGACUAGUUGUCAUUUUGACGUUCUUUUUCCACGGAGCAAUCGCCGUUCAGCUGCAACAGGUCACAGGUGAAGACUGUUAUUACGACGGUUGGACAUCAUAUCUAGCCUGUCUCAUCGUCCAAAUACCAAUUGCCGUUGUUUGGAACGCAUGCACAGUUGUACAUGUGCACAUCCUAUAUGAUAUUAUAAAUCCUUAUUGUCAUUACAUUUUCUUGGGUUUGUUGCUCGUAAGCAUCAGCGGAAUACACUUGGGAUACAUCUUAUGUUCAGUUGUGAAAAAUCAUUUCUAUGUCACAAUAAUAUUGUACUUAAAAUUUACAAUAUGCGUCUACGUCUCAGGACUAUGGUGGCCCACAUGUAAAUUAUUUGAUUGGAAAUAUGAGAUAAAUGGGUAUUUCCCAAUUUCAGCAGGCAUUUGUUUUGUUAGAAAUUUGAUUGAAACACAGAAUUUUGUUAUAAAAUCAUUAGUUAUUUUAACUUGUUGGUCUGUAAUACUUGUGAUUAUAACAGUUGUUGAUAUAGCAACUACCAAACAUGAAAAAAGGAACAAUAAAUUUAAAAAUCUUUUAUAA
Rhopalosiphum maidis (corn leaf aphid) is the source of this 1044-nucleotide messenger RNA. RefSeq lists its product as uncharacterized. Bases 1 to 1044 code for a protein of 347 amino acids. The record is from RefSeq and is a predicted model, not a curated record. The transcript has 7 exons. NCBI's taxonomy places the organism in Eukaryota, Metazoa, Arthropoda, Insecta, Hemiptera, Aphididae.